AAACAAAACCGUGGCAACCUGCUAUUCCAGCCGGCAAAUUUCAUUUCAGUUUUUGGAGCCCAAAACUAAACCGAAUUCAAAACCUGUUCCCUCUAUCCAUCCACUUCAGUCUAGAAUGAGCGAGAGUGAAUCCAUAUUAUUCAAAACAUCAUAAACCAUAAAACCAACAAUGCUCCACGAGCUCUUACUCGCACUCUUGGGCUACACCGGCGAUCUCAUCAUCCACAACUCCAACUCCGACGACCGCCCUUUCAAGCUCGCCUCCGAUAUCUCCUUCAUUCAACCCAGCGAUCGGGAUCUAAUUGAGAGGAUAAUUACCUUAGGGUUUUACUACAGAGAGCUUGAUCGUUUCGCUACCGAGUCUCGGAAUUUAAGCUGGAUAAGAUCUGCCAAAAAUGAGUCUCCUUUGGACCUCUCUUCCUCGAAGAAUCCCGCUAGCGUGUACCGUAGAGCCAUUGCUAAUGGCGUCGUGGAAAUACUUUCAGUGUACAGGUCCGCCGUGCUCCACAUUGAGCAGAAACUGUUGGCCGAAACUGUCCCUAUCUUGGCUACUGUCACUCAAGGCCUCAAUAAGUUUUUUGUUCUUUUGCCGCCUUUGUAUGAGCUGAUUUUGGAAAUUGAGCGUGAUAAUAUUCGUGGAGGUCAGCUUCUUAACCUGUUACACAAGCGGUGCCACUGUGGAGUGCCUGAGUUGCAGACUUGCAUUCAGAGACUUCUUUGGCAUGGGCAUCAGGUCAUGUAUAACCAACUUGCUUCGUGGAUGGUUUAUGGGAUUCUUCAAGACCAGCAUGGAGAGUUUUUCAUUCGGAGGCAGGAGGAUACAGAUGUAGAGCAUGGCUCAUCUCUUCCUGACAUACCUGAGAAGUUGGCUCGCUUAUCAACUGAUGAUACAUCUUUGACAGAUUGGCACUUGGGAUUUCAUAUUUCUUUGGAUAUGCUGCCUGAGUACAUCCACAUGCGUGUUGCAGAAUCAAUUCUUUUUGCUGGCAAAGCCAUCAGGGUUCUUCGAAAUCCAAGCCCCUCCUUUCGGUGUGAGGAUGCUUUAUAUCAUCAGCAGAUGCCAAGAGGCUCUCAGAAGCUUCAGGGAUUAACAGGCCGCUUUUCUUUUCAAAAAGAGCCUCUCAUGGAUGCUAAACUGAUGGGAGAAGAAUUACUUCCACAAACUGAGGCAGAUAAGAUUGAAGCUAUGCUUCUAGAUCUAAAGGAAUCAUCUGAGUUUCAUAAAAGAUCAUUUGAGUCUGCUGUUGACUCUAUUCGGGCUAUUGCCGCCAGUCAUCUUUGGCAGCUUGUGGUUGUACGCGCUGACUUGAAUGGCCACUUGAAGGCCCUGAAAGACUAUUUUCUUUUAGCAAAAGGAGAUUUCUUCCAGUGCUUUCUUGAGGAGAGUCGCCAAUUGAUGCGUUUGCCUCCUCGCCAGUCUACUGCUGAAGCUGAUCUUAUGGUCCCAUUUCAGCUGGCUGCACUAAAGACUAUCAGUGAGGAAGACAAAUACUAUCCGAGAGUAUCAUUGCGGAUGCCUUCAUUUGGAUUCACGGUCAAAUCCUCCCAAGUAGAUAUUCCAAAGCCAAAAGAUUAUGCAGAUGGAAACUCAAGUUCUGCUUUGUCAAGUGCUUCUUCAGAGAUGUCCCUUGAUGGAUGGGAUGGUAUUGCUCUUGAAUACUCUGUUGAUUGGCCCUUAGAGUUGUUCUUUACCCAAGAAGUGCUCUCAAAGUAUUGCAGGGUCUUCCAAUAUUUGCUGCGGUUGAAGCGAACACAAAUGGAGUUAGAGAAAUCAUGGGCCUCUGUGAUGCAUCAAGAUCACACAGAUUUUGCCAAUCGUCGAAAUGACCGUGUGAAUCGCCCAGUAUCUCAGCAGCGAAGGCAGCGGUUUAGACCAAUGUGGCGUGUUAGAGAACAUAUGGCAUUCUUGAUCAGAAAUCUUCAAUUUUAUAUCCAGGUGGAUGUUAUAGAAUCUCAAUGGAAUGUUUUGCAAGCUCAUAUUCAAGAUUCUCAUGACUUUACUGAACUCGUGGCCUUUCAUCAAGAGUAUUUGUCAGCUUUAAUUUCACAAUCUUUCUUGGAUAUUGGCUCUGUGUCGAGGAUACUGGAUGGCAUAAUGAAACUUUGCUUGCAGUUUUGCUGGAAGAUAGAAAACCAAGAAAAUGGUUCAAAUACAUCUGAACUGGAACAUAUAACAGAGGAAUUUAACAAGAAAUCGAACUCCUUAUACACUAUAUUGCGCAGUAGCAGACUUGCUGGAAGUCAGCGGGCUCCAUUUCUGAGACGUUUUCUUUUGCGUCUAAACUUUAAUUCCUUUUUUGAGGCAACUGCAAGAGGUGUGCUGAAUGUUGUUAGACCACGUCCAGCACUUCCUGCUUUAAAUCAACAAUAGCCUUAAUUCAGUGGCAAGCUUAUUGCUAAUUUCAAGAUUACUGCCAUGUGAGCAAUGAUUAUGAAAUGGCCAACUUCUUUGACAUUUAGGUGGUGCCUCUAAGGAUAUGCAUGUCUGUCAUCAGCUUGAUGAUUUUCUGGUUAUCAAUUAUCAUCACGUGGGGGCUUUUGGUAGCUGGCUUAGUUUAAUGGGCUCUUUUUUAUCAUUUGACUAUCCAGUGAGGGUCCCUUGAAGGUAAGGUGUGGAUUCUGGUAGCGGCUUGAGGCCUUGGGUGUAUUCUUGCGCUGAGCUUGUUGGUCUUUAUGGUAAACUAUCCUUCAGCCAUUUAGGUAGUUUGGCAGGUAGUAUCAUGUGCCUGUAGGCCCAAGGUUGACUCUUUGGUGACCAGACCAGUCCUGGGCAUAUUCAGAUGGUGUUUUUAACUGUUUUGCAGUCCUCUUUGUAGAUGCAAAAAUUAAAUUAUAAAUUAUUUAUUUUCUAAAUACGUGAUUUUUUGUAUAUAUAAAAUUGAUUUUUAGUGGGUUUGUAGCUAUAGAUGUGUGAAUUCAAGGCAGGGUUUGAAGGGGAUUACAGAAUUGCAAGAUAUUGUUCUGUAGUUUUUUUUUC
This is a messenger RNA of Quercus robur (English oak), 2977 nucleotides long. Its product is annotated as gamma-tubulin complex component 4 homolog. Lineage: Eukaryota; Viridiplantae; Streptophyta; Magnoliopsida; Fagales; Fagaceae. Gene Ontology annotation, biological process: microtubule nucleation; cytoplasmic microtubule organization; spindle assembly. The transcript has 17 exons. The record is from RefSeq and is a predicted model, not a curated record. Gene Ontology annotation, molecular function: gamma-tubulin binding; microtubule minus-end binding. Gene Ontology annotation, cellular component: gamma-tubulin complex; centrosome; spindle pole. The coding region runs from base 170 to 2371 and encodes 733 amino acids.